AUGCCGGCCUACAAACAGCGGGCGAUGAGCUCCAAACUCGACUUAAUACCAAAGCAGAUGCGGAAGACGGUGAACAGCAGCUUCGGCUACAAGUUACUAUCGGUUCUGAUGGUGUUUUGCGGGCAGCAUUUGAGCAUCCCCCCAAUGGACCGCAAGUUCAGCUUGUGCUCCAGGGUGCUGUUCAGCCUGCACGCCCUGAUUAUCGGUCUGGUGACCGUGUACUGCGUCGUCUCCUCGUAUUUAGGCUUCUCCGCCUACCUGCACAAGAAUUUCGGGUUCGCCGUUUAUAUCGCGGCCGGUUUCCUCGGAUGCCUCGAGUGUCUCUUUAGAAUCGUCUACACGUCCAUCAGGAAGAAGAAAAUCGAGUUUGUCGCCGCCAGGGUGCACAUUGCCCUCUACCACCACAACUUGGGCACUGAUCCGCAGCCUUUCGUCACCAAAAUGUCCAGAAUAAUCAGCGGCUUGAUUUUCUUCUUUUUCGGCUCAUUUUUCUGCACCACGGUUUACAUGUACUUUGAAAACUACUGGCGGCUGGCGGUUCUAAUGGAGCACGCAGCCACCAACAAGACGCAAAUCGAGCUGCUGGUCCACGGCCGCGGCGAAUUUACCAUCGAGCUGUUGGAGGCGUGGAUGUUCGCAGUGCAGACAAUGCCGUUCGUGCCGUCGCCGAUGCAGAUAAAGAUUGUGUCCGCGCUCAUCUUCUUCUUCUGUUACUUCGCUAUCGGCCGCGUCAUGCUCUCCGACAUGCUUUUCUACUCUUGGUACAGUAUUAUCGUGCACCAGUAUCGACAGCUGCGCGACACUCUUGGCAAAGUGUUGCACGAGGACGCGGAGAAGGAGAAAUUAGAGGAUUGGGUCAAGUACCACCAUACUCUCAAUGAGUUGCUGAAGGAGGUUAACUCGCUUACAUCCCCGGUAAUCAUCGCAGCUGUGGUUUUUACUGGUCUUCAAGUCAGCAUAUUUUCAUUCUCCAUUAUAAAGCUUUCUGAUCAGAUGAACGGGAUUUCCUUCGCAAUUUUCGGCAUCAUGUCGAUGAAACAACUGGUCAUCUACUGCGUUCUUGGCCAGAAAAUCAAGGAUGUCGUGAGUGACGUGAAGGCCGAGGCGUACAAGUGUCCGUGGGUGGACAAUGUGGAAAUGAAAAAACACGCGGCCUUGAUGGUGACCGCCGCAAGCAACAAGGACGAGUGCAACCUUCCAGGAGCCCCCUUCUUCUCGUUAUCGCUUGAGUUCUUAGCCUCUAUGACCAGUGGCGUCUUCACCUACUUCAUGGUCCUCAUUCAGCUGAACAAAAAUUAAUAUUUCAAGAGAUCACUGAAAGUAAAUUU
This is a messenger RNA of Cloeon dipterum, 1328 nucleotides long. RefSeq lists its product as uncharacterized. The record is from RefSeq and is a predicted model, not a curated record. The coding region runs from base 1 to 1299 and encodes 432 amino acids. Gene Ontology annotation, biological process: sensory perception of smell; detection of chemical stimulus involved in sensory perception of smell. Gene Ontology annotation, cellular component: plasma membrane. Lineage: Eukaryota; Metazoa; Arthropoda; Insecta; Ephemeroptera; Baetidae. The transcript is spliced from 7 exons. Gene Ontology annotation, molecular function: olfactory receptor activity; odorant binding.